AUGGCGAAAGCUGAUGACGAGAUUGAUCCGGUCGACAAGACUAAUAGAUCAAGAUGGGCUACUCGAAAACUCACCGUUAAGAGCGGCGGAUUGAAAAGGAUAUCCCUCAUGGACCGAAUACAUAAGUCGACUGGUUCAACGGAAAAGAAACGUCACUCAGAUGGCAGCCAAUCUACGGAAGACAAUACUCAAUACGACAGCGCCACCGCGACCGAUCAGAAUGAGCAGUCUGAUGCUAAGAGCACGACAUCAUCGUCUACGGAUGACGGGGAAGGGAGGCAGGUCUACUUCAAUCUACCUUUACCUACCGGGUUGAAAGACGACGAGGGAACUCCUAUUCGCACGUAUGCCAGAAACAAGAUCCGGACCGCUAAGUAUACGCCAUUGUCUUUCGUCCCUAAGAAUUUGUGGUUCCAAUUCCACAACAUCGCAAACAUAUUCUUCCUUUUCAUGGUCAUCCUUGUGAUCUUUCCCAUUUUUGGAGGAGUCAAUCCUGGACUCAAUGCCGUACCUUUGAUAUUCAUCUUGGCCGUGACGGCCGUCAAAGAUGCGAUUGAAGAUUAUCGCCGGACGAUUCUCGAUAAUGAACUAAACAAUGCACCCGUUCAUCGUUUAGUAGGAUGGAACAAUGUUAACGUUACUGAGGAUAAUGUCUCAUUAUGGCGGAGGAUCAAGAAGGCUACAUCUAGAAACAUGGCAGCACUUUGGCACUUGAUUCAAGGUAUAUGGAAGAAGGAUGAUAAAAAGGAUAUGCUAGAACCCUCAGGAGACCCGCGUCCCUCCGUCGAAACUAAGGCGACUCGUCGCGAAUCUAUGCUAUCUCCUCGCACCGACAGGACAUCCUACGUAUCUGCGUAUGAAGACAUUCAGAUGACGCCGGUUACGUCACCUCUCCCGCCUCACUCUCCUGCUCCUCAGCAGAAGGAUUUUCUUGAAGUCACCGAGCGCCCAACUUCCGGCCAGUCGUAUAAUCCGGAUGAGCUGGAGACAAUUGCUAGAGUAAAGGGAGAUCUCAUCAAUCACGAAGUGACACCUACAGGCAACGCUAGAUUUCAUAAGGACCACUGGAAAAACUUGCAGGUUGGCGAUUUCGUGCGACUUUAUAACGACGAUGAGCUUCCUGCAGAUAUCAUUGUCCUCGCUACGUCUGAUGAGGAUGGCGCGUGUUAUGUAGAGACGAAGAAUCUGGACGGCGAAACGAAUUUGAAGGUUCGCCAAGCGCUUCGAUGUGGACGAACGCUGAAGCACGCCAAAGAUUGUGAGCGCGCUCAAUUCUUCAUCGAAAGCGAACCUCCACAGCCAAAUUUGUACAAGUACAACGGUGCUAUUAAAUGGGACCAGAUGAUGUCUCAUGGACCUAAGGAAAUGUCGGAACCGAUUACCAUCGACAACAUGCUUCUCCGAGGUUGCAACUUGAGAAACACCGACUGGGUUCUUGGCAUCGUUAUGUUUACCGGUCAUGACACGAAGAUUAUGAUGAAUGCGGGUAUUACGCCAAGCAAACGUGCUCGUAUCGCCCGAGAGCUGAACUUCAAUGUUGUGUGCAACUUUGGUAUUCUUGGUGUAUUGUGUCUCCUCUGUGCCAUCGUCAAUGGAGUCUCAUGGGCCAAGAGCGAUGCCUCGACUGCUUGGUUCGACUACGGCUCUGUUGGUGGAACACCCGGCAUGACCGGAUUUAUCACUUUCUGGGCCGCGCUUAUCAACUUUCAAAAUUUCGUCCCAAUCUCUCUAUAUAUCUCGCUCGAGAUUGUACGAACGCUACAGGCUAUUUUUAUCUACAGCGAUGUUGAGAUGUACUACGACAAAAUCGACUAUCCCUGUGUUCCGAAGUCAUGGAACAUUUCGGAUGAUCUUGGACAGAUAGAAUACAUCUUCUCAGACAAGACAGGAACCCUCACGCAAAACGUCAUGGAAUUCAAGAAGGCUACGAUUAAUGGUCAGCCGUACGGAGAAGCCUACACCGAAGCGCAAGCUGGCAUGCAGAAGCGUUUGGGUAUCGACGUGGUCAAGGAGGCUGCUAAAGCUAGGGAGCAAAUUGCCGCUGGAAAGAUUCAUGCACUGGAAGGGCUAAGGAAGAUCCACAACAAUCCGUACCUACACGACGAGAAUGUAACAUUCAUCGCGCCGGACUUUGUCGACGACCUGCAGGGAGAAUCUGGAGAAGAGCAAAAGGAAGCGAACGCGCAUUUUAUGCUUGCAUUAGCGCUUUGUCAUACCGUCAUUGCUGAACAUUCUCCUGGCGACCCUCCGAAGAUUGAGUUCAAGGCCCAGUCCCCCGACGAGGCAGCUCUCGUGUCGACUGCUCGUGAUAUGGGAUUUACUGUUCUUGCACAGACAAGCGACGGCAUCAAGCUAAAUGUUAUGGGAGAGGAGAAGCACUACCCGAUUCUGAACACGAUCGAAUUCAACUCGAGCCGAAAACGUAUGAGUGCUAUCGUCAAGAUGCCCGAUGGUCGAAUCAUUCUAUUCUGUAAGGGUGCUGACAGUAUCAUCUAUUCACGACUUAAGCGUGGAGAACAGGCGGAGCUUCGCAAAACUACUGCCGAGCAUCUCGAGAUGUUCGCUAGAGAAGGUCUACGAACUCUAUGCAUAGCCCAACGUGUAUUACCCGAGCAAGAAUAUCUAGAAUGGCGCAAGGAACACGACAAAGCUGCUACUGCUAUGCAGGACAGAGAAGAAAAGCUAGAGCUAGUAGCUGACAAGAUCGAACAAGAGCUUACUCUCCUAGGCGGCACCGCUAUCGAAGACCGACUUCAAGACGGUGUACCGGAUACAAUCGAACUGCUUGGUCGGGCUGGUAUCAAGUUAUGGGUGCUGACUGGAGACAAAGUCGAGACUGCUAUCAACAUCGGAUUUUCGUGUAAUCUCUUAAACAACGAUAUGGAACUAAUCAACCUCAAAUUGGAAGAGGAUGAAAGUGGAAAGACGACUGAUGAAGUGUUCCUUAGCCAGAUUGAAGAGGAACUCGACAAACAUCUGAGGACAUUCGGUAUCACCGGUAGCGAUGAUGAUUUACUCCACGCUAGGAAGAACCACGAACCUCCAGCACCGACCCACGCUCUAGUAAUUGAUGGGUUCACGCUGAGGUGGGUGCUCCACGACGGCCUCAAGCAGAAGUUCUUGCUUCUUUGCAAGCAAUGCGCCUCGGUUCUCUGCUGUCGUGUCAGUCCUGCACAAAAGGCUUCGGUCGUAUCUAUGGUCAAGAACGGUCUCGAUGUCAUGACGUUAUCCAUUGGAGAUGGCGCCAACGACGUGGCUAUGAUUCAAGAAGCGGACGUCGGUGUAGGUAUUGCUGGUGUCGAAGGUCGUCAAGCUGUCAUGUCUGCCGAUUAUGCCAUUGGCCAGUUUCGAUUCCUGCAACGACUUGUUUUGGUCCAUGGUCGUUGGUCAUACAGAAGAAUGGCUGAGGCAAUUGCUAAUUUCUUCUACAAGAACAUGGUCUGGUGUUUGAGCAUUCUAUGGUUCCAAUGCUUCUGCAAUUUCGAUAUCACCUACCUUUACGAGUACACCUAUAUCAUUCUCUUCAAUCUUAUCUUCACCUCUGUACCUCCGAUUGUCAUCGGUGUGCUCGACCAAGAUGUGUCUGACGCAGUCUCUUUGGCUGUUCCUCAACUUUAUAGGCGCGGCAUUGAGCGCCUCGAAUGGACUCAGCACAAGUUUUGGAUGUACAUGAUCGAUGGUGCCUAUCAGAGUGUCAUGAGCUUCUUUAUCACGUACCUCACCUUUGCGCCUACUUCAGCUGUCACCGCAAACGGAUUGGAUAUCAGUGAUCGAUACCGGCUGGGCGCCUACGUCGCCCAUCAAUCUGUCAUCACGAUCAACCUUUACAUUCUCAUCAAUACCUAUCGAUGGGAUUGGCUUACCUUGUUGAUUAUUGCCGUUAGUGACCUUUUAAUCUUCUUCUGGACCGGUGUCUAUACUACGUCGACGUAUGCAAGCACGUUCUAUGGCGCUGCUCCACAGAUUUACGGCGAAGCGUCUUUCUGGGCCUGUUUGAUUGCCACCCCAAUCAUUUCCCUAGCUCCGCGUUACGCUGUCAAGGCUUUGCGCAAGGUGUUCAUUCCCCGUGACGUGGACAUUAUCCGGGAGCAGGUUGCCAUGGGCAAGUUCGACCAAACGGAGAAGGAGGAUACAAAUGAGGUUACGGCGAAGUCAAGUUCAUCACACUCGUCGGAGUCCUCCCGACAUAAACGGCAUAAGCAAUUCGCGAGUGUGGACGAAGAUCUUAGACCUAUCUAUCCGCCUUCGGUUGCAACCCAAUCCGUUAUUGGACAUAACGCGCAUAGUCAGAACGGUAGCGACGGCACUAAUUACACCAGGCAUGAACCUUCACUAGACGUACCUGUAAUACAACCCGUGGACCCGGCUCCGGAACCCCCGGUACGCCCAUCUUACGAGCGUGUCCGUCCAUCUUACGACCGAAUGCGGGCCUCGAUGGAUCGGGUUAGGAUGAGCUACGAAAUGUCUAACGAUUUCACUUCCGCUGCUAUGUUGAGUAGAUUUGAAUCGACUCGAACCGGCCCCGAUCCCGAUCCUUCGCAGCAACCAGUACAGAGUGAGGGUAUUGUCAGUCGGAUACGAAGGCGGACCCGGGGCAAAUCCUUCAAGGCAGCAUUCGCCCACCACAAGGAUAAUAAUAUUCACGAACAUGAAUGA
Messenger RNA from Annulohypoxylon maeteangense, 4656 nucleotides. RefSeq names its product phospholipid-translocating P-type ATPase. Gene Ontology annotation, biological process: phospholipid translocation. The coding region runs from base 1 to 4656 and encodes 1551 amino acids. Lineage: Eukaryota; Fungi; Ascomycota; Sordariomycetes; Xylariales; Hypoxylaceae. The transcript is spliced from 3 exons. Gene Ontology annotation, cellular component: plasma membrane. The record is from RefSeq and is a predicted model, not a curated record. Gene Ontology annotation, molecular function: ATPase-coupled intramembrane lipid carrier activity; magnesium ion binding; ATP binding.